GCAGCUCCAACCAUGUUCUUGCUUCACUCAAUCUAAUUCAUCUCACUAGUUACACCUUUUUUCUGUGUUCUACUUUUUCUCUUCCAAUGUCUGUUGUCCUCUCACAACCUUUUUCCCCAGAUCACCCUGCAUUUCAAUAGCCGUUAAUCACUUUUCAUUUCGUUACCCAUCAAAAUUUUCAAAACCAAAUAACCAAAGCCAUGCAACAACAUUCUACACUGCUUUCUUUCCACCACCACUGCUACUAUAACAUUGUUGCAACUUGAAACUCAAAACUCUUGCCAAUUUGUUCUGAAAACAAUCAAAUGGGUUGCUGCUUCAGCACCCCUAACUCCAACCAAACCCAAAAUGAACCUCAACACCCUCAACCCCACCGUGGAUCCCUUCAACAAAACUGCAGAACCAGAAUCCCACAACCCCUUGAAGAGGAAUAUGUGAAAGAGGUUCUUUCUGAAACACCCAUCUCCAAACUACAACAAAUUCCAACUUUUAAGCCACAGAUGAAGACCCAAUUGCCCGUUAUGCAGCCCCCAGAAGUGCCCGUAAAAAAAGCUUUGGAACCUGAGGAAGUCUCUCUUGUGUCGGAAACAUGCAGCAACGGUGAGAGUUUCUCCACCACCACCACCGCCACCACCACGGUCACGGAAAUCCGAGAAGAUGAAGCCACGAGCAAGAGAAGCAACGCAACUCGGAACCGGAAGCGUUCCUACGCCGUGGACGGCAAUAGAAUCAGCUCCAGGGAGCGGAGGCAGAAAUCUCCGGCGAGAAAGCCAGAAAUUCCGGUGAGGUCACGGCCGGUUCCCCGGAGAGAUUCUGAUCAGGUACGCCGUCUUUCCGGCGGGGGUUCCAUCCGACGGUCGAGGUCACCAUCGCGUGGAGGCCGGAGUAAUAUCCGACCGCCGACGCGACAGGUUCCGGUGACUAAAGAUGCCGUGCAGAGAAACGAAGGCGUUUCGGUGAAGGAGUCAUUAGAGAACCCACAUGUGUCAUUGGAGUGCUUUAUUUUUCUGUAGGUUCAGCAAGCAAGUUUUUCUGUUAGUUGUUUCAAGGGUUUUUGGUUUGGUGGAAGCAAUUUUGAGUCGCAUCACAUGACAUGUUUUGCAUUUUAGUAGCAGUUUCAAGUUCAUUCCUUUCCUUGUUUAUCGGACACGACAAAAUUGCUUCUGUAAAUACCUGCAACUCCAUAUAGAUGUUUUCCUUUUUUGUGUUCUAGCCUUAUAUUUCUGGUUAAUUUGUAUGGAAUCUGCAGCAAUAAUAUGUCAUGUUUUGUUCUAAUUCUAUACACUCUU
Messenger RNA from Vigna umbellata (rice bean), 1289 nucleotides. RefSeq lists its product as uncharacterized. Lineage: Eukaryota; Viridiplantae; Streptophyta; Magnoliopsida; Fabales; Fabaceae. The record is from RefSeq and is a predicted model, not a curated record.